Acipenser ruthenus (sterlet) is the source of this 3540-nucleotide messenger RNA. RefSeq lists its product as uncharacterized. The record is from RefSeq and is a predicted model, not a curated record. The coding region runs from base 549 to 1916 and encodes 455 amino acids. The transcript is spliced from 7 exons. Lineage: Eukaryota; Metazoa; Chordata; Actinopteri; Acipenseriformes; Acipenseridae.
CAAUCGGUGUGGACCUGGUGCCGGCAGCGGAGCUGGGCGUUCUGGAAGAGUCUGAACGCAUGCGCAGUACGGCAAUCGACAAGGGCAAAGGGAGAGCUGUAUGACUUUCUGCUUGUGUAAAAGAGCUAAUUAAUACAGACAAUUCAAUAAAUUAUAUAAAAAAAAAAAUAACAGCACAGUAGGGGAGUGAAGAAUGUGACGUUGGACAAAAUUACAGUGAUUGGCGUUUUUCAAGAGGCGACUCAACCUUCUCUGCAGGGAGCAGGAGGAAGAGUGAUAUCGAAUUUCACUGACGUCAGCUACCCUGUGGAAUACGGGAGCCAAUCAGAUUGCUGCUUGUUGCCAGGGUGAUGAUUGUGUGAGUUUCUUUAUUUGAGCUCGGGGAGAGAUGGCCGGGGAAGCCUGUACUGUCCCACUCUGUCCUUCAAGAUCAGUGUAGCUACACCUCGAGAUUCUUUGGACAGUCUUUGUAGAAAUAGUACCACUGCGCCCCUCCUGGGGUCUCCUAACACAGAGCUCUCGGGGCGGCUGGCUCUCGUCUCCGGUGAAUGGCACUGCCGCUGUACCGACAGGGCCUGGCUGUCCGAGGCUGGGCUGGCACGCUGGGAGGAGUCAGUGGCAGAUUUGGUAGGCAGACCAGCUACUGCAUCAAAGGAAGACAGGGAGACCUUCACUGUCAAUGGAAGCCGAAGGAGAAACCGGAUUGGUGCACUUGUGGCACUGUCCGUCCAAUCAGCAGCUUGCCCGGCUCUCUAUCCCCACCCACUUGUCUGCGCUACCAGACCACCAGCCAAUUAGGGCUGGAGUCUGUCCUGCGAGCGACCAAACGUCAAUCACCGCCCGUGGAGCACAGUCAGAUCAGUCUUCCGCACCUCCUCCACUGCAGACAGGGGGCGAUGCAGGGAGAAGUGCGGGUCCGCUCCCUCAUCUACAUCCCAGAUGACAAGAUCAGCCUCUGCUUGCUGGUGGGCAGCCAGGGACACAAGACCCUGGUGGAGGUGCCUUACUCUGGGCUCGACCGUCUAGAUGAGCUCCUGGCACAGCAGGUCUCUGAAUAUAAACAGGACGAGGUUCUCCUCUCCCAGCUGGUUGACUCUGUCACGACAGUGGACGGCUGCAGGGAGGACGACAUCAUGGUAGAGUCGCCCAGUCCCGGUGCACCCUGGGAAGGCUCGGCCCAGUCCUUUGACAUGAACGAGAGCCACCUGGACUCCUUCCGCAGCCUGUUUGACAGCCAGUGGUGUAGGAUGCCCUUCCAUGCUGGGUUUCAGUACCCAGACUCGCUGCCCACGCGCGGAGGGGGGUUGGUGGUGUUUGAGAAGAGCCAGGUUCUGAGAGGAGGGCAGUCCGAGAAGAGCGAUAGGAACAUGGAGCAGCACCUAGCUAACAUGCACGACAAGCUGCGCAGGGAGUUACCCAACUUCUUUCUGAAGAACCAUGACUACAAUAUAUAUUCCAAGGAUGUGGAGUUUAUCAAUGAGUUUUUGCACAUGAAGACCAAAGGCCGGGGGAUGUACCAGGCAGCCCUGACGCUGUGUCGCUUCCUUGCCUGGAACUACUUUGCAGAUAUUCAGAUGGAGGUUCUGAAGCUGACCCAGCACCCUGAGAGCUGGAGCGUACAGGCACGAUGGCGGGUCCGCGGGCUGCCUCUGCACGUCCUGCUACUGCGCUUCUACAGGAGGGACAAGAGCGACCUCUACAGGACCUACGAUGCCUUCUCUACAUUUUACCUGGGAUCGGAUGGGCUCAUUCACUGUCACAAGGUAGACAAGAUGAUGCCCGCACAGCCCCCUGCCCAGAAGAUAAAGGGACUGCUGGUCCGCGCACUCGUGGCAUUGGGCAUACAAGAGCACCAACCCGCUCUUAACCUGCUGCUCAUACAGCUGGCACUGAAACUGGGGCAGCGGCACUGCUGAAGGACUGGCAGAGAAAAGACGUUGAGCCCACACAUUGAGAUGUUCUGUACAGAGAAGCGUGGCAGACUGAUUCCAGUGGUGGAGAUGUACAGUUGGGUUUUAGUUUGGUGCUGGACUUUGCAAUACCGAAUUGAAGGAUGCCAUUUGGCAAAAAACUCUGCAUGCUGCAAAAUGCGGUGCCUAGGGCUGAUUCAUUAGCACUCCCCUGUUUUCACCACUGAGACCUGCUCAGGCUAUGAGGGAAGUUUAGUGAUCAGAACCUAGUCCCACCCCCCCAGAUUAGUGCCAUUUACAUCACAAAACUAAACAUUUUACAGUUUCGCGCAAUGGGAGUCUUUGCAUGAAGCAGAGCAUUGGCUGGCUGACAGACAGACGGAGGGUGUUCAGCUCAGGAUUGAGGUGUGCUUGCGUACAGAGCUGCACGAGGAAAGCUCUCAUUGCACCUGCCAGCCCCAAGCCUGACUCAUUUGAGCGCUACGUUUAAAAAGAAAAAAUGCAUGGCGCCGUACCAAUCAGGGCACGAACACUUGAACAGGUGGGUUUGGGACUCAAAAAGGUUUCAGGGGGCCACUUCUCUAGACUCGGCUCUUGUUUUUUUUUUUUUUGUUUGUUUCUUAUACAUCUCAAGCUUGGCUGUGCAAUCACAAUAAUUGGCGUUUUACAGAAGAGUAAAAUUAAAGAUCUUGGUGUAUUUUUAAUGAUAUGAUUAGUAAUUUGCUUUUUGCACUUACAGUGUGACGGGAGACCCAAGUACCUCAAAGAGAGUUUGCUAGAAAAUGUUCGACAGCCUCUAAUCACUCUUAUGAUCCACCGUUGGUUGUCCAAUUUUCAUUGCUCUGUGUUUUUUUGUUUUGGCUUCACCCACCACCCUUGCAAGUGUUACAUUGUAUAACCACCCUUUGAAUGCAGCUCCAGAGCGGCACAACACGCCUACAGCUACAGCCAAAAGUGUUGCAUCACCUCAAAUUCGGGGGGUUGAGACAUAAUUCAAAAUAAAGAAAAAUACAACUUUAUGAACAUCAUUUCGAUAUUUUAUUUAACAUCAUGUAAUCAAAGAAACAACAAAAUGAUUUCGCAAAUAAAGUCUACCGGAAAAAUAGUAGUACUGUUAGAUUUCAAAAUGUCACAUUUUUCAAUUUGUCAUUUUUUUCAUUAAGUAUAUGGAAAACUACAACACGCUCUGUCAUUCAAUAUGUUACCGUAACAUUAUUCAGCAGGUUUCAUUCGACGUUAUGAAUCAAAAUUGGUUAAUUCUAUAGGGUGAUGCUAAACCUUCGGCCAUAGCUGUAGAUCUAGGACCACCUUCAUAAAACUCAUCUAGAGCCUUUAUGAAGUAUACCUGCUUAUUAAGAGCACAGUUUGCCUCAAGGAAAGGUAGCAUCGCAGAGAAUAAAAGCAGCCCAAUGAAGCUCUUUCACAGGGACUCAAACGUCUGUGGACUGAGCGCUAGCAAGAACAUUGUAAUUGCAAAGCUUUCAAAGCUGGCAUUGUUGUUACUUGCAAUGCUCUUGGUCUCGGCCGUGCGAGAUGACAUCCUUCAAUCGGGCAGCGAUGUUGUGUGUGUUUUUUUUUUGUUUUUUUUUUCACAUUAGCAUUCAAAACCGAUUUGAAAUCUUUUUUUUUU